Messenger RNA from Pygocentrus nattereri (red-bellied piranha), 4776 nucleotides. RefSeq names its product deleted in malignant brain tumors 1 protein-like. The coding region runs from base 1 to 4680 and encodes 1559 amino acids. The transcript has 43 exons. The record is from RefSeq and is a predicted model, not a curated record. Lineage: Eukaryota; Metazoa; Chordata; Actinopteri; Characiformes; Serrasalmidae.
AUGCAUGUGGAGACAUGUUGUGACUUCAUCAAGGUGUACGAUGGUCCUACUGCUUCUUCCUCACUGCUGGGUCACCUGCCUCAAGAUCAGAGAAAGCGCUUCAGCUCCACCAGGAACUCUCUGACUGUAGUGUUCUCUAGUGACAACUGUAUAAAUCAUCAAGGCUUUCGGGCAGAGUGGGAGGUCCCAGAACCUACUACUGAACCUACAACUGAACCUCCUACUACCACAAAAGAACUUACUACUAAACCUACAUCUGAACCUCCUACUCCCACAUCAGAUUGCUGUCAAGUAAGCACACGUACUCCCCCAACAAAACGUCCUAAAUCCUCGGCUCGUCCUACCAAACGCAAACCUGAUCAGGAAGACCCCAAACCUAAAAAUAAAGGCCCCAAUUUUAUAAAAAAAUUUAACCCCUUUUUCGCUCUGAUGAGUUUCCCAUUUUUUCCAUUUUCCCUCACAUUCUCCAUGUUUACGUUUGCAUUCUCUGUGUUGGCCUCCAUAUUCUCCCUGUUCAUCCAUUCAUCUAAUCCCACAGAAUUAGCUGCUUCCUGUAGGUGGAACUGUGGCUCUAACCUCGGCAGAUGUUCCUGCUCCAGCUCCUGUCAGUACUACGGAAACUGUUGCCAUGACUACUACGAUUUUUGCCAAGUCACAGCUACAACACCUACUGUGAACAUGACAGUUGCACCACCAUGUGGUGGAGAUCUGACUAACCCAAGUGGAGAAUUCUUCAGCCCCCAGUAUCCUAAUAACUACCCUAAUAAUGCCUAUUGCACAUGGAGACUUCUGGCAUCAGAGAAUCGAACUGUUAAUGUGACUUUCACGUUUGUUGAUUUGGAGGCAUGUUGUGAUUUCAUCAGCGUGUAUGAUGGUCCCAGUGAUACUUACCCACUGCUGGGUCGCCCGGCUCAAGAUCAGAGAUACCACUUCAACUCCACAAGGAACUCUCUGACCGUGGUGUUCUCAAGUGACAACAGUGUAGCUGUUCAAGGAUUCCGGGCACAGUGGGUGUUCUCAGUUGGAGCAUCAUGCGGUGAAGAUCUGACGAACCCAAGAGGAGAAUUCUUCAGCCCGCAGUAUCCUAAUAACUACCCUAAUGAUGCAAACUGCACAUGGAGACUUCUGACAUCAAGGACACAAGUUGUUAACUUGACCUUCACGUUUGUUGAUUUGGAGGCAUGUUGCGACUCCAUCAGGGUGUAUGAUGGUCCUGAUGAUACUUACCCACUGCUGGGUGACCUGCCUCAAGAUCAGAGAAAUAACUUCAACUCCACCAGGAACUCUCUGACCAUAGUUUUCUCAACUGACCAAACUAUAACUGGUCAAGGCUUUCGGGCACAGUGGGUGUUCUCAGAAUUAGCUGCAUCCUGUAGGUGGAACUGUGGCUCUAACCUCGGCAGAUGUUCCUGUGCCAGCUCCUGUCAGGACUACGGAAACUGUUGCCAUGACUACUUCGAUUUUUGCCAAGUCACAGCUACAACACCUACUGUGAACAUGACAGAAUCUAAUCCUUCUCCCUCAACUGAUCCUUCUUCUCCCACAUCAGCUCCUCCUUCCUGCAGGCUGAACUGUGGCUACAGCCUCGGCAGCUGUUCCUGCUCCAGCUCCUGUCAGUACUACGGAAACUGCUGCCACGACUACCACGAUUACUGUGAAGCAACCACACCUACUCCUGACACCCCAACAGCUCCUCCUUCCUGCAGGUGGAGUUGUGGCUACAACCUCGGCAGCUGUUCCUGCUCCAGCUCCUGUCAGUACUAUGGAAGCUGCUGCCACGACUACUACGAUUACUGUUACCCAAGUACACCUGCUCCUGACACAACAACAGAAUUAGCUGCUUCCUGUAGGUGGAACUGUGGCUCUAACCUCGGCAGAUGUUCCUGCUCCAGCUCAUGUCAGGACUACGGAAACUGUUGCCAUGACUACUACGAUUUUUGCCAAGUCACAGCUACAACACCUACUGUGAACAUGACAGUUGCACCACCAUGUGGUGGAGAUCUGACUAACCCAAGAGGAGAAUUCUUCAGCCCGCAGUAUCCUAAUAACUACCCUAAUGAUGCAAACUGCACAUGGAGACUUCUGGCAUCAAGGACACAAGUUGUUAACUUGACCUUCACGUUUGUUGAUUUGGAGGCAUGUUGCGACUCCAUCAGGGUGUAUGAUGGUCCUGAUGAUACUUACCCACUGCUGGGUGACCUGCCUCAAGAUCAGAGAAAUAACUUCAGCUCCGCCGGGCACUCUCUGACUGUAGAUUUCUCAACUGACCAAACUAUAACUGGUCAAGGCUUUCGGGCACAGUGGGUGUUCUCAGAAUUAGCUGCAUCCUGUAGGUGGAACUGUGGCUCUAACCUCGGCAGAUGUUCCUGCUCCAGCUCAUGUCAGGACUACGGAAACUGUUGCCAUGACUACUUCGAUUUUUGCCAAGUCACAGCUACAACACCUACUGUGAACAUGACAGAAUCUGAUCCUUCUCCCUCAACCGAUCCUUCUUCUCCCACAUCAGCUCCUCCUUCCUGCAGGCUGAACUGUGGCUACAGCCUCGGCAGCUGUUCCUGCUCCAGCUCCUGUCAGUACUACGGAAACUGCUGCCACGAUUACUACGAUUACUGUGAAGCAACCACACCUACUCCUGACACCCCAACAGAGUCUCAUCCUUCUCCUUCAACUGUUCCUCCUGAACCUUCAGUUCAUCCUUCUUCUCCCACAUCAGCUCCUCCUUCCUGCAGGUGGAACUGUGGCUCUCACCUCAGCAGCUGUUCCUGCUCCAGCUCCUGUCAGUACCAUGGAACCUGCUGCCACGACUACCACGAUUACUGCCACAUAUACACACCUUCUCCAUCUGACAGCACAACAGUUGCUUCCUGCAGGUCGAACUGUGGUUCUAACCUCGGCAGCUGUUCCUGUGCCCCCUUCUGUCAAUACUAUGGACGCUGUUGCAAUGACUACUACGAUUUUUGCCAAGUCACAGCUACAACACCUACUGUGAACCCAACAGUUGGAGGACCAUGUGGUGGAGAUCUGACUAACUCAAGUGGAGAAUUCUUCAGCCCCCAGUAUCCUAAUAACUACCCUAAUAAUGCCUAUUGCACAUGGACACUUCUGGCAUCAGAGACACAAGUUGUUAAUUUGACCUUCACGUUUGUUGAUUUGGAGGAAUGUUGCGACUCCAUCAGGGUGUAUGAUGGUCCCAGUGCUACUUACCCACUGCUGGCACACUUGCCUCAAGAUCAGAGAUUUCACUUCAGCUCCCCCAGGAACUACCUGACCGUAGUGUUCUCAAGUGACCACAGAGGAUCUCGUCGAGGCUUCCGGGCACAGUGGGUGUUCUCAGAACGACCUUCCUGCAGGGGGAACUGCGGCUAUAGUUUUAUUCCAUGUUCCUGCACCAGCUCCUGUCAGUACUAUGGAAACUGUUGCCAUGACUACUACACGUACUGCCAAGCCACAACCGAACCGCCCACAGUGACUCGGCCCACCUGUGGAGGAUACUACUUUGAUUCCGGGUCAAUCUCCAGCCCUGACUAUCCAAAUGAUUACCCUAACUACGCAGAGUGUGUAUGGCAGAUCUCUGCUCCUGCAGGGCAGACGAUCUUUCUGUCGUUUGUAGAUCUCGAGGUUCAGCACUGCUGUGACUGUGACUAUGUAAACGUGUAUGACGGCUCCUCCACUGCCUCAUCACUGCUGGGGAAGCUGUGCUACAACGCCACCACCCUCCAGGACUUCCACUCAUCCUCCUCAUACAUGACUGUCCUGUUCAGGAGCGACGGCUCAGAAGGGGCUCGCGGCUUCUUAGGCUUCUUCAGCAGCUCUCUGCCUGAAAAUACAGCUAGAGUGGUCUGUUCCUCAGAGAACAUGACCAUUGUGAUUCAGAGAUCAUACCUGGACUCUCUGGGCAUUGGCUGGCAAAAUCUCUAUGUGGAUGACCAUCGUUGCAGACCCUCUGCUAACCGCUACGAGGUGUCCUUCAACUUCCCUAUUGAUAUGUGUGGAACCAACAAAACGACCAAGAAUGGACGCGUUGUCUACAGUAACCAUGUGCAAGUGGCACAAUCAAAGUCAGGCGAGAUCACACGGCAGGUCGAAGAGUUCCUACUGAGCGUCAACUGCCACAAGGGGCAGGACACCACAGUAGGGACAGUCUGCAAGACCGAAGUGACGAUCAACAGCACCAUCUCUGGCACAGGCCACUUUAAUACCAGCAUGGCCUUCUACCAUUCCAGAAGCUUCUCCUACCCUAUACUUGAAUUUCCCUACAAGGUCAGGCUCGAUCAGUACCUGUAUGUUCAGGUGCAGCUCAGCAAAGCGGACAACACCCUGAACCUCCUGGUGGACAGUUGUGUGGCCUCUCCCAACCAUGACUUCAAGGCUCGCUCCUACACCCUGAUCCAAAACGGCUGUGCGAAGGACAACACGGUCCACAUAUACACCAAUGGGAGGCAGUACUACGCUCAGUUCCGUUUCAGGGCCUUCAAGUUCCUGCGGACUCAUUCCUACGUCUUCCUGCAGUGUAGGGUGGUCGUCUGCGCUGACAACGACUUCAACUCCCGCUGUCGCCAAGGCUGCCGCAUGCGCAACAGGAGAUCCCUUGACUCCUCCCACCACACUGAAACGGUCACACUGGGGCCAAUCACCCUCAAAGGUGCAGAUUCUGCUAUCAAGCUUGAGAAAGAAGACUGAGCUCACUUUACUCCCUUUAGAAGCAAUCUCUUAUCUCUUUUUCAAAUGGCGCAUUUACGUACUCACUUCUAAUAAAGCAAAUUUCCAAAAGGCAAA